Molecule: messenger RNA, 6764 nt
Organism: Engraulis encrasicolus (European anchovy)
Lineage: Eukaryota; Metazoa; Chordata; Actinopteri; Clupeiformes; Engraulidae
Exons: 6
Coding region: 4-6294 (2096 amino acids)
Biological process (GO): fatty acid biosynthetic process
Molecular function (GO): fatty acid synthase activity; 3-oxoacyl-[acyl-carrier-protein] synthase activity
Source: RefSeq, a predicted model, not a curated record
AAGAUGGAUGAUAUUGCUGUAGUCGGAAUUGGAUGCAAUUUUCCAGGGGGCGAAGGACUUGACAACUUCUGGAAGGUUCUAGUGGAAGGGAAGAACUGCACCGUCGAUAUUCCAGAUGAGCGAUUUGACUGUUCUCAGUGGUACGACCCUGAUGACAGCAAACCUGGCAAGAUCCGGACAAAGAGGGCUGCCCUUAUUAACGGAUUUAAUGAGUUUGACCAUAAGUUCUUUGGCAUCACGGAGGCAGAGGCAGACUUCAUGGAUCCUCAGCAGAAGCUGCUGCUUCAAUGUUCCUACAGAGCACUAGAGGAUGCUGGGAUACCCAUGGAGAAGGCCAGCGGCACCAGGACAGGAGUGUACAUAGGUCUCAUGAACAAAGACUUUGAGAUUCGCAUGAGUAGAAACGCCCAGAUCAUGAACCACUACUUUGCCACGGGCACGGCCAUGAGUGUGGCAGCCAACAGGAUCUCCUACACGUUCAACUUCACCGGGCCGUCGUUUGCUCUGGACUGUGCUUGCUCCUCCUCCAUAGUAGCCCUUCACUCUGCCUGCCAAGGCAUCAGACAGGGUGACUGUGACAUGGCUCUCUGUGGAGGUGUAAGCUGUCUCUAUGAGCCAACCACCUUCGUGGCUCUCAGCAAAGCCAAGAUGAUCUCACCUGAAGGCACCAGCAAACCAUUUUCCAGCAAAGCAGAUGGAUACGGCAGAGGAGAAGGCUGUGGCAUUGUCCUUCUAAAGCCUCUUAAAAAGGCUUUAAUGGAUUCUGAUCACAUCUGGGGUGUUAUCAGCAAAACGGCCGUAAACCAGGACGGCCGCACUGUCACCCCAAUCACCAAGCCAUCCAUGGUCCAGCAGGAGGAGCUGCUCUCCAGACUCUACUCCACAGAAGAUGACCUGGCCAAUGUCCAGUACAUAGAGGCCCAUGGCACUGGAACACCAGUAGGUGACCCAAUAGAGGCAGGGAGCAUCUCUAAGAUCAUAGCCAAAGGUAGACCAACAGGGUCAGGGAAAAUUUACAUGGGUUCUGUGAAGGGAAACAUCGGACACACAGAAUCAGCAGCAGGUGUAGCAGGGCUAAUCAAGGUUCUAUUGAUGAUGAAGCACGAGACUAUUGUUCCCUCUGUAUUCUACACAGAGGCCGGGGCUAGCAUCGACGCUAAAGCACUCAAUGUCAUAGUGCCUUCCCAACCUGAGAAGUGGAAAGCCCCAAGAACGGGGAGGGCAGCUGGGGUAAACAACUUUGGCUUUGGGGGCACCAAUGCGCAUGUGAUUGUCAAGCAGUACAACCAAGUGCCACACUCAGAUGAAGAGGCAAGAAAAUCACAAUACAUUUUCGUCCUCUCAGCAGUGUCAGAAAAGUCUCUUGUCAGCACAAUGGCAGACAUGGCAGAACAGCUAAACAAAGACCCCACAGCUGACAUCCAGGCUCUCGCAUACACAUCAGCGUGUAAGAGAACACAUUUGAAACACAAGUACAGGAAGGCAUUCAGAACCUCUACCCUGACAGAUGUAGUGGCACAGUUGAAAUCAAGUGCUGGCAAAAAGAUCAUUCCCUCCAAACAAGAUGCAAGGUUGGUGUUUGUCUUCUGUGGCAACGGUGUUGCAUACAAAGGCAUGGGCAGUCAGCUCCUGAAAGAGGAGCCUGUGUUCAGGCAGAAGAUUGAAGAAAUUGAUGCUGUCUUCCAGCGUUACCAGUGUCUGAACAUAGUAGAUGCUCUUGGGCAGGAGAGUGGCAGGGACCUUGAUCUGUCAAAACCAGAUGUUGUUCAGCCCCUGUUAUUCGCUGUUCAGGUUGCUCUUGAUGCCCUGCUGAAGCACUGGGGUGUCAGGCCAGAUGCCGUUUUGGGCCACUCUGUAGGAGAGGUUGCUGCUGCUCAUUGCUCUGGCCUGUUGUCCCUUGAGGACGCGUUGAAGGUUGUAUACUACCGCAGCGUGCUGCAGACCAAGGUCACUGGUGGGAAGAUGCUUGUUGUCAGUAACAUGGCGGUGACAGAUGUCCUUCGACAUCUGCCCACAUUUUCAGGGAAGAUCUGUUUGGCCGCCCACAAUAGUCCUACAUCUUGCACUCUCUCUGGUGAUGCAGCCUCCAUUCUGGCGCUGCACCAAACAUUGAGCAACUCUGCAAACAGCAAUACGCUGUUUCUUCAUGUCUUGGAUGUCCCUGCUGCAUAUCACAGCCACAUGAUGGACCCAAUACUUGCAGAGGUAGAGCACAGCAUAGGCACUUUGCAAGCAAACAAAAUAGAGGCAGAGUUGUACUCCACGGUGUCGGGCAAAAUGGCUGACAACCAUGACUUUUGCACUGGCAGUUACUGGUCCAGGAACAUCCGUGAGGCGGUAGAAUUUGAAAAAGCUGUAACAGCAGCAGCCAAAGACAAGACAAACACUGUGUUUGUAGAGAUAGGGCCUAGACGGGCUUUGUACAGAAACAUCCUGGAGACGGUGGGAAAUGACCGUAUUGUCCUGCCAUCAGCGCAACCAGAGAAGGAUCACGAGACACUGCUUACCACUUUGAGCAAGCUGUUCGAGUUAGGUUUGAAUGUUAACUGGCAAGAGUUCUAUGGGGGCAGGCAGAUCAUUCCCACUGCCCUUCCCAGGUAUCAGUUUGACAGUGUUAAAAAAUCAAUGAACUUCCCAUGUGUAUCAGAGGACACAGCAAGACACCAUCCUGUCCUUAAACAGACAGGAAAUGGGGCAAAUGAGUUCAAUUGUGAAUUGUCUAGUGAGGAGCUUUCCUAUCUGUCGCAGCACAAGAACAGUGGGGUUCCAAUCCUCCCAGGAGCCUUAUAUGUUGAGAUGGGCCUGGCAUCCUACAUUGCCAAUGCUAAACCAACUGCACCGCUCACCACGCUACAGCUUGGCAUCAACUUCUUGAGUCCGUUUCUUUUGACCAAGCGUCAGCCUGAGCUGAAGGUGUCCCUUGAGCCAGCUGAGCACGAAACACUCUUCAAGAUUCAUUCUGGAAGUACAAUCUUUGCUUCAGGGAACGUUGAGCGCAGAGCAGUGCAGGCAGUGGAUGAGAGAAACAUCUCAAUGGACUGCAUUUCCAAAAGAUGCACGUCUGUUGUCAAACCUGACGAGCUUUAUCGGAAGUUAGACAUGGGAGGGUUCCAGUAUGGUGGUGUCUUUAGGAACAAGGGGGACAUUUUUUGUGGGGCGGAAUUCAGAGAGGCAUAUUCGGUUGUGAAUGUUCCAGAGGAGUUGCUGGGCCAACUACACGACUUUUGCAUCCAUCCAGUUAUCCUGGAUUACCUGCUGCAAAUGACACUCGUCACAAAUUCCCAAGGAAAUGUGACUAGGCCAGGUUUUCCGGCAGGAAUUGGGAGCAUAGUUGUCCUUGAGCCCCUGCAAGAGAAAAUGGUCAUUUAUUUGAGGGUGACUGACGAUACCAAUGACCACUUUGAAGUGUGUGGCUGCUUUGCAGACACAGAGGGUAGAGUUCUUGUUGAGGUAAAACAUCUUGUUGUCAAGUAUGUGGGGAGUCAGUCUCACGUUGUGGAUGAGUAUUUCUUUCACAACAACUACUGCAACAUUUCAGAGGGCUCAGAGCUCCCAUUCACAGGGAAGGCAUUGGUAUUUUCAGAUCAAAAUGCUAUCUCAGGCGCCCUGAAGCCAUACUUGGGUGUUAGCUCAAAGUACAUCCCCUCAAAACAUGCAAGCACUCUGUUGAAAGAUGGGGUGGCUGCACUGUUCGAGAAGUUGAAAAUCUCAGAUGUGAGAAAGCGAUACACAGACAUUUUGUUUCUGUGGGGCAAUGAGGACUUGUCCAAUCAGACAUCUGAUGAUGCUUUGACAAACAUGGCAAGAUGUUGUGAAAUCUUCCGGCAAAUUGUUAUGGAACUGAGAAAGAUGCAUUUCUCAAACUCUGUCAGAGUAGUCACUUGUCAGUCUUCAGAGACCACAGUGGAACAUGUCAGUGCAGGAUUUGCACUAACGGGCAUGGCCAGAUCGUGUGCCGCAGAGAUAACCACCUUUACUUGUCAGCUGGUAGACAUUGACUCUGCCUCAGCCAAAGACAUCAAAGCCCUGUCUCGUGUCCUGGCCUCAUACCCUUCCAGGGAAUAUCCAGAGUUGGUGGUCAAAGAUGGGCAGAUUCUCCAGCCACAGAUUGCUCACACUGCCAUGCCAGGUGCAGUCGGCCAAGAGAAGAGGGCCCUGUGCUCAGAGGAAAAGCUCUUCACUUUGCAGACAGCAGACCCCUUUGAAAUGACCAGCCUCUCUGCUGUUCCCGCUGAUGAGGAGCCAAGGCAGAUGCCUGAGAAAAGUGUUGAGGUUGAGCUUGAUAAAAUCUGUGUCCACUCGUCAGACUACUAUCCAGUCAGCGUCUCUGACCACAAGUUUGGUCAAACAAUUUAUUGGAACAAACACUCAAAUCAGAGCCAUAAUCUCCUGGCUCUUGAUUUCAGCGGUGUUGUCACCUCCGUGGGGAAGGGCGUGAGUAAGCUUAAAGUUGGAGACAAAAUUGCAGCCUGCUACCCUGUCGCAGCUUCUUCCAAAGUCUUAAUACCAGAGGAUGCUUGCUACAGAACAAAGAAACUUCCAUUUUUGAAAGACCUGCCAUGUGUUUCCUACUACCUGGUGGUCUGGCAAUUACUGCACUCGUAUUUGCCAAAGAUGAAGUCACGUGGCAAGUUAGGCAUCAUCACAUCUGUCCCUGACUCAGGCUUGGUAAAAGCACUGACCCUGAUUGCAAACAAGUCCGGGUGGACUGCCUUUGUUUCCACUGAACUCAGUGGACCACUGCAAGACAUGAACAAAUUUGACGCAGUGGUCUUGUUGCCACCUUUUGAUGAAGCUCUGGUCAUGAAGGCUUCCUCAGUGGCUUGUGUUGAGAAUGUUGUCGUCAUUUGUGGUGGUAAGUCUUCAUGUCCUGUAUCAAAAAACAUACUUUGUGAGGACAAUGGCAUUGCUUGCAUUCAGACCCUAGAGAUAGCUUCCAUCCUGUCUAAAGGUGCUGUCAGGGCAAACCAGCCACGCAUUUAUAAAUGGCUGAAGGCCUUGCACCUUGACAAGAAGGUUUUACAGCUCCCAGCUGCAACAUUUCAGAGGGGCACAACCGGAAGCAUUGUCCUUUUGCCAUUGGAUGAGCCAGACUCUUACUUUGGCAUCAGAACUAUGCCCAUGGUGGUACUUAAUGAAGACGAUGGAAAGCAUGCAAUUUCUGACAUUCCACUGCUUCCAAAAGAACACAGACUGUUCCAUAAGAACUGUGUGUACAUUGUGACCGGUGGACUCACUGGACUUGGGUUUGAGACAGUAAAAUUCAUUGCAGAGAGAGGUGGGGGGUACGUCGUUAUUCUCUCCAGAAGCAGCCCAAAAUCUGAGCUGCAACAAGAGAUCAAUGAUGUGAAGCAGCAGUCUGGGGCUGUGAUUGUCAGUUUGCAGUGUGACAUCACAGUCACGGAGCAAGUCAACACAGCCAUCAGUACCAUUGAGGAGAAUUUCCCAGCUUGCCCAAUUAAGGGGAUUUUUCACAGUGCAGUCGUGCUCCAUGAUGCCCUCAUUGAAAGCCUUGACCAAUCCCUCUAUGAAAAGGUCUUGAAGCCUAAAGUGAACGGAGCACUGAAUCUGCAUAAUGCCACCAAACACUGUAACCUGGAGUACUUUGUGUGCUACUCCUCUAUUUCCGCUUUCAUUGGGAACGCCUCUCAGACAAAUUAUGCAGCUGCCAAUACCUUCCUCGACAUAUUCUGUCACUACAGAAGGAGGCUUGGACUUGCUGCGCAGUCCAUCAACUGGGGUGCUCUGAACCUCGGCCUUCUGCUGAACAAAGACCACCUGCAGAAAUUUCUGGAGGCCAAGGGGAUGAUGGUGAUGGAGGGUCCGGAUAUCCUCCAGAGCUUGGAGCAGUGUCUCCCUUUGAACCGACCUCAGCAGGUGAUUUGCAAGUUCAACUUCAAAACCAUGUACCACCACGUUUUCACACAGAACCCCUCUCUCUCCAAGCGCCUGCUCUCACUGGUUGAGAGUGACCUGACGGAUGCCGAAAUGGCCAAUCCAACAGCAGCGCAUAAAGAGCUGCCCUUUGCUCCGCAGGAGUUUGUUAGGGCCUUAGUCAGUCAGACCUUGGGUAUGGAGCAGGAUGAGGUGAACGAUGACAUGUUCCUCUCUGCUCUUGGGGUUGACUCAAUGUUAGGCAUGACUCUGCAGAACGCCAUCUUCCUGGAGAGAGGUGUAAAUGUACCUCUUGUUAAAUUACUGGAUCCCAACUGUACUGUUGCUAGCCUGGCUGCCAUACUGAUGGAAAAUGCACCAGAGGGUAGUGGAGACGGUAAUGAUCAAACAACACUGUAGAUUGCACUUUCAGUGACCUGCCAAAGGACUUCUUAAGCAUCUUUUGAGAAGUGAUAAUGACUAUAAUGAUCAAUUGCACAUUGCUCAUUAGUUUGAUUGUAUGCUAAUUGCCACAUCGCUUUUAUAAAUGUAUUGAGAGAGGCAAAUGGAAAUUAUACAAAAUGAUUUCACCAUUGUUUUUGCGAAGGAAAUGUAAAAAGACUAUCAUGUAUUUUGGUAAAAUGCUAUUUAUGCACGUUUAAAACUUUAAUGCACUUUAAAACUGCAUAUACUCAUGGUUAUGUUUAAUGUUGAGGGUGAACAUCGUUUGCUCACCAUUUUCAAUCAGCACAUGGUUCUAAACAGCAUAUUAGGCUAUGUGUGGUCUCUACCACUUAUAUCACUUUACACCUCAAAAUGUGGUAAUUAUAUUGCAUUUAUUUGUAACAUGUAAAGUGUGAUGUUCAUGCAGCUGUAAUAUUCUGUAUACC